AUGGUACUCGAGGACAAUGAGUGUGACUCUGUCUUUGUGCCCCAAAUUAUUGAGGAGCAUGUGGAGACUCACUAUGGUAACGUCCACUGCAUCAUGACGGGAACUCCGAGGGCAAACCUCCCUGUCGUCCUGACAUUUCAUGAUGUUGGACUGAACCACAAGUCCUGUUUUGAUACACUUUUCAACCACGAAGACAUGCAGGAAAUCAUCAGACAUUUGCCUGUUUGUCACGUUGAAGCACCAGGACAACACGAGGGAGCCAAAACUCUGCAUACUGACUAUUCCUACCCUUCCAUGGACCAGCUGUCUGAAGCUCUACCCGCUGUCGUCAAACACUUUGGGUUGUGUAGGGUGAUUGGAUUGGGAGUUGGAGCUGGCGCUUACAUCCUUGCUAAAUUUGCUCUGAAUCACCCAGAUAUGGUGGAUGGAUUGGUUUUGAUCAACAUCAACCCCAGUGCUGAAGGACUAAUAGAUUCUGUUGCGAGCAAGAUCACAGGAUGGGCCCACACUCUCCCGGACACAGUCAUCGCACACAUGUUUGGAAAGGCUGAGAUUGAGACCAACCAUGACCUCAUAGCUACAUACCGUCACCACAUCACAACAACGAUGAACGAGGCCAAUGUGAGUCAGUUCUUCCGCUCCUACAACAACCGCAACGCUCUGGAGGUGGAGAGGCCUGUUCCUGGAGGAAACAUCAAUGCCAGGACACUCAAGUGCGCCACUCUGCUGGUUGUAGGAGAUAAUUCUCCAGCUGUGGAGGCCGUGGUCGACUGCAACUCUAAACUCGACCCCACCAAGACCACACUGCUCAAGAUGGCAGACUGUGGAGGACUUCCUCAGGUGGAUCAGCCAGCCAAAGUGAUUGAAGCUUUGAAAUAUUUCAUCCAGGGCAUGGGAUACUUGUCCAGUGCCAGCAUGACCAGACUUCGUUCACGGACGACCUCCAGCUCCAGCAUCUCCUCCUAUGAUGGAGCUCGGAGCCGCGCUCACACGAACGAGCAGCCGCGUAUCCGAUCACAAUCACGCGGAACCGAGGAGAAGCGUGGGCGCUCGCAGACUGACGUGUCCAUGGAUUUGACUUCCAACAGUAACCAAAUCACGUCGUAG
Messenger RNA from Anoplopoma fimbria (sablefish), 1107 nucleotides. Its product is annotated as protein NDRG1-like. Gene Ontology annotation, biological process: signal transduction. Bases 1 to 1107 code for a protein of 368 amino acids. The transcript is spliced from 12 exons. Gene Ontology annotation, cellular component: cytoplasm. The record is from RefSeq and is a predicted model, not a curated record. Lineage: Eukaryota; Metazoa; Chordata; Actinopteri; Perciformes; Anoplopomatidae.